GGUUUGGUUAUGUAAGGCUAAGUGAUAGCCAGAGUUGAGAUGACUUCUGUUUGUGUUUUGUAAGUGUUCAUCAAAACUGUUAUAAUUGGUCUGGUGCAGUAAGCUAUAUUAUCAGACCAUAAUAAUAAUUAGUUUGACCGAUCGUUAUCUUUAUUAUGCAUUCUGAUUUAUCGCCUCAUCUACACACUGAGGAAUGUAAUUUGUUGAUAGCAAAACUUAAGACAUGCCAUCAGCUCAAUCCUGUGAUGAAGUUUUUUGGUUCAUGCAAUGAUGAUGAUUUGCGAAUGAGAAAAUGUUUGCGUGCAGAGAGAAUCGUAAGACAGCGAAAUAACUUACAAAAAUCAUCACAACAACGUCAGACACUGAAAGAACGAGUGGUUAGCAAUCCUAUUGAGUUGUAAGAUGGAGGGUGUACCCCCAAUAGAGGAUAGUUAUGACAAGAGUCUGGAGCAGCAGAGCCUGGCGGAGCGCUACUACACGCCGCGGUACUGUGUGGACGCAGAGCAGUCACACAGGGAAGACUUCUGCGUACUGUUCCACUCCAACCGGAUCUGCGUGCUCACGCUAGCCCCUUCUCACCCACUCCUGACGGAGAGCAAGAGAGUGGACAAGAUCUCGUACGACGUGUCACCCAACGUGGAUCGGCUCACCAACACGGUGUCGGGGAAAGGCAAGCGUGGCGCGCAGGUGCUCACGCCCUCUUCUGUCAUCUUCUUUGUGGAGUGCACGGACGGUAGUAGGUAUGCGAUCCGCAGCUGUGUGCCCGGGAAACUAGUGGAAGUGAACGAACAGUUGAUAGAGAACCCUAACCUUCUGAUAGAGAGGCCCGCCGACAAGGGCUACUUGGCCAUCAUACUACCCCCGAUACCAGCCAGCACACGCUACAAGGAGGAGCUCCUCACGCCUCAGCAGUACCACGAUCAUAUCAAGCAGAGUAGCAACAGUUAGUAGGUUUGUUGGUGUACAAUAAAGCACAAUUAUCACAACCAA
Homalodisca vitripennis (glassy-winged sharpshooter) is the source of this 990-nucleotide messenger RNA. Its product is annotated as protein Abitram. Gene Ontology annotation, cellular component: nucleus; dendrite; filopodium tip. Gene Ontology annotation, biological process: regulation of actin filament polymerization; regulation of filopodium assembly; dendrite morphogenesis. The transcript is spliced from 3 exons. The record is from RefSeq and is a predicted model, not a curated record. NCBI's taxonomy places the organism in Eukaryota, Metazoa, Arthropoda, Insecta, Hemiptera, Cicadellidae. Gene Ontology annotation, molecular function: actin monomer binding; actin filament binding. The coding region runs from base 403 to 948 and encodes 181 amino acids.